Messenger RNA from Candidula unifasciata, 1572 nucleotides. Lineage: Eukaryota; Metazoa; Mollusca; Gastropoda; Stylommatophora; Geomitridae. The record is from the annotation of a GenBank genome assembly.
GAAACUCGCGGAACCCUAGGAUUCGGGUCGAACUGUAGCCUGGACAGAAACAUGCUCUAUGCGCCCAUUGGAAAUUAUAAGGACAUGGUGGUGGCUGUGAAGCAGGUCCGAUGGACGCACGUGCAGCUGGGAAAGAAAGAAAUGCUGCAGGAUCUCAAAGUGGUGAAGGAUUUAUCCCACGACAACAUUAACCAGUUCGUGGGCGCCUAUGUCUCCCCAACGCCUGGCUGUAGCUACAACGAUGACAUCAAGCUGGAUUGGAUGUUCAAGCUUUCCUUCGCUCUCGACCUCGCCCGGGGCAUGGAAUAUAUACACAAAAGCGCUUUGCGUUCCCAUGGCAACCUCAAGUCCAGUAACUGCGUCAUCGACAGUCGUUGGGUGCUGAAAAUUACCGAUUUCGGGGCCAUUACGUCAUACAAGAAACCAGGCGUGGACGACGAUGUGGAUAACCGGGUUUAUUACAACAGCCUUCUCUGGACAGCACCCGAAAUUCUGAGAAUGCCCAAGCGACCCCACAAGGGGACCCAGAAGGGGGACGUGUACAGUUUUGCCAUCAUCCUUCAGGAGAUCUUCUUACGUUGCUACCCUUACUUCUAUAAUAACGUAGAUCCUGAAAAUAUCAUCACCCUAGUGAGGAGUGAAGGACACACCCGCCCCUACCGCCCUGUCAUCCCCAACGAGACUGACUCCCCGCCCAAAGCUCUGUCCCUGAUGGUCUCCUGCUGGUCAGAGCUGCCUGAAGCCAGACCGGACUUCCACAACAUCCGCAAGAGACUCCGCGAGAUGAAUGGACCUAAGCGGCUGAACAUCAUGGACAACAUGCUGCAGAUGCUGGAGUCGUACAGCAGCAACCUGGAGCAGCUGGUCAACGAGCGAACAGAGGAGCUCGAGGCCGAGAAGAAGAAGACGGACACCUUGCUCUUUCAGAUGUUGCCCCCGUCAGUGGCUGAGCAGCUCAAAAGUGGCCUGUCGGUGACUCCGGAGUCGUUUGACCAUGUGUCCAUUUUCUUUUCUGACAUCGUGGGUUUUACAACAAUUGCCAGUGAAAGCAGCGCUCUGGAGGUGGUCAACCUGUUGAAUGAUCUCUACACAUGUUUUGAUGAGGUUAUCGCUAGAAGGGACGUCUAUAAGGUGGAGACAAUCGGAGAUGCCUACAUGUGCGUGAGCGGUUGUCCCCGGAAGAACGGAAGUCGCCACUCUGGGGAGAUAGCCAACAUGGCGCUGGACCUCAUCUCCACAGUGACCCACUUUAAGAUCAGCCAUAUACCGGAUGAGAUUCUGAAGCUGCGGGUGGGACUACACACCGGGCCUUGUGCUGCUGGUGUGGUGGGUCGAACGAUGCCAAGGUACUGCCUCUUUGGCGAUACUGUGAACACAGCCAGCAGAAUGGAGUCUACUGGAAUAGCACUGCACAUCCACAUGAGCAAACAGAUGAAGGAGGCCUUAGAUGAACUGGACUGGGGUUUUCUCAUGGUCGAGAGAGGCUACAUCGAAGUCAAGGGAAAAGGCCUGUUGAAGACCUACUGGUUGGCGGGCAAGAAAAACUACCUGAAGCCUUUACCAGAAUGCCUU